AUGGAAGGAGUACUACAAUAAAGUUAAGGAGUUAUUUUUAGUACAUUGAGGCAUUACAGAAUUGAUUCAAUGAGUUAAACUCUAAAUAUUUAUGAUCGGAAUUUAUGUUUGAAAGAUCAUCCAACCAUACAAGGAAUUGCUAAAACUACACAAUACCUAUUGGGUCUAUGGAGGUCAUAAGGGAAUCUUUAUAUAUGGAAAUCAAUUGUUAAAUUAAAAUAUUCAAUCAUAGAAUUAACAUAUCCAUAAACUAUUGCAGAAAUUUUCAAGUAUGAUAGAUGCAAUUUCACUGAAAUUAUAUGUAUAUAGCUAAAAAGAGAUUGAUCAAUUAAAAAAUGAAGUGGGGAGUGUGGAGAGAGUCUUAUUAGUAUACUCAUUUUAGACAUCUAUUAUACCUUUUGAAAUGAAUAAAUUGAUGAAGUAGUGUGCUUUAAGAAUACAAUAACAUGCUAUGACUAAUUAGACAUACUUAUACACAAUAAAUGAUUAUGAGUAAGUUGGUGAAACCAUUAUUUUAGUAUUUAUUGAUAUAAAUUAUUUUAAUCCAUGUAGUAGAAUACCAGAUUCUUAAUUUAAUACGUUAGUAAAUAUCAAUACAUUUCUGGCAUAUAAUAUUAUGGAAUUCAUAAAUUUUAGAUUUGAAUUAAACUUAAUGAUAGUUCUCAAGUAUCUUACUUUGUCUAACCAAAAGAAAUAAGAAAGAAUACUUACAAAGAACAUCGAAAUCAUUCUAUGA
This is a messenger RNA of Paramecium pentaurelia, 736 nucleotides long. NCBI's taxonomy places the organism in Eukaryota, Ciliophora, Oligohymenophorea, Peniculida, Parameciidae. The record is from the annotation of a GenBank genome assembly.